AAAUUCAAUUGCGAGCAAAAAAUUUUGAGCAAAUUUCCUUUUAUAAAAAAAUUCAGUAUAAAUUUUGAUUUCUUUUACGCAAACCUGAAAUCUCAAAAUUAAACGUCCGUUAAAAUUCAGAUUUCAAACCCCAACUGCAGCAGCAGCAGAGAAUAAUCGUCUCAUAAGCUGCGCAACCCCUCGCAAGCCGAAAUUCUAUACCAAGUUCCUAUUCAAUACCAAGCUCGCUUGAAAUUUUUAAAACUUUCCAUAAACAAUUUGUGGAUCGGUCCAAGCAUGGAGAGAGCGAUGGCCGCCCAGCACGUGUGCAUCAACUCGAAGUCGCCGAGCUCGUACAAUGUCGUCUGUAACAAGUGUUGCUCGUCGCCGAAGUUCGAACAUUUCGAUAAGUUCCUGGCACACAGUUAUGCCGAACAUGGGCCUACUGUGCGUCGGAGCGCGCUCUCCAUCAUACCGGAGGAUAAUCUGAUCUCGGCACGCGGCAGUGUCUCUCACCUGAGCGCGCACAGUUGCCUAAGCGCCACUGGCGACUCCUCCUCGCUCUCCAACAAAACCUCCACUACCGAUUUCAAUCUAAGUUCACUGAAGCGGCCUUGUCUGCUAGACAUCAUAGAAUUGUUGAACAAAUGUUUCUGCAUUUGGCAUCGUCCAACGCGCGAGUCGAUGCCGCGUAGUGAGCGUCUGUACGCCUAUCAGCUGAUACUAUUCAAGUUGCGGGAGCACUUGCCCUUUGCGACGUUUCGUGACUCGCGCAGCAUUGUGCGUCAGUUGAUACAAAACUAUCUGCGUAACCAGAGGUUGGGGGAAGUGGAUGAUUUGUCGGUAUGUAGUCAAAAGCAAGACGAUAAUGAGAAUUGGCGUUUGGCAUGCCAAUCGCCUGCGUUGAAGUCGAAGAUCGUGUUGGACAAACUCAGUUUCUUGAAGGGCAGCAAUGAAAGGGACGUGGAGGAGCUCGUGCCGGACAAACUUUGCGUUUUCUGUAACAUCGGCUUUCAAAAUACGGAAACGCUUUGGACUCACAUGGUGAGCGCUCAUCUGCCAGCACGUAAGCUUCAACAAGCAAGCAACGUUACGCUCAACACUUUGGCCACCGAGUCUACAAUGGACACCGCAUAUUCCUCUGGUAGACGCAGUCGCGCCUCACGUUCAACGUUCGAUACCGAAAUGGACGCAACGCAAGAAUCAUGUACUCUCUCGGAGCCUACUAACCUGAGACGCAGUCGGCGACGUCGACGUGGUAUUUGGCAGAACAGACAGCGUGUCCGCACGAAAAAUAAAUUGUUAACGUUGAAGAGACUGCAACAGCGUCGACAGUCCAUGAGGCAAGUGAAAAGUGAGGGCGACAGUACCAGUGUAACAUUCAAGCAGCCGUCUACUUCUUGCCUCUCGGAGUACAGUGAUCAGUUUCUCGAAGAAUUCAUCGACCUUUAUCACCAGCAUCCGUGUCUUUGGAAUGUGAACAUCCCUGAAUAUCGUAGUCGCAAGUUGAGGCAAGCCGCCUACGAAGUGCUACAGAGAACAUACUGUCAAUUACGCGAGGUGCCAACCGUCACCCUCAGAAAGGUAAAAUCAUUGAUACGUCGUCUGCGUACUUAUUAUAGCCGCCUGGAGCAACCCAAUGCCAAUCCUGCGCGCAGUCAAAUUUGGCAACGUUUAGCAUUUAUCGAUGACCGUGAGCGACAACCUAAAAAACGGCGACGCAGCCGCAGCGUCAAUACUUAUGAACCACUUGACUAUGACUGCGCCGUCUGCGCUCGUAAAUUCAAGCAAGAAAAGUCCCUCGCCAAACACAAGCUUAUGACACACCCACCCACCGAAUGCCCAUCUUGCCGUGUGACUUUCAAGAGUGCCGAUGAGCUCGUGCAACAUUUACUCUAUAUGCACGACAAAGAAGCCGAUUGUCCGCUCUGCAAGGAGGCCCAAAGUGAGUGGCGGUCUGCCGCUCAUCUCGGCGUACACUUCUACGAGCAUCGUUGCCCCACCUGCACUGAGGUCUUUCGCGACGCCGGCAAUUAUCGACGCCACCGCGCCAGAUGUCGCAAUAUAAAUCGGUUCCGUUGUAAUCACUGCAGUUUCAAGUUUACUAACACUCUGGACUUUCGACGCCAUACCAAGGUGUCGCAUCAGGACGAACGUCCAUUCAAGUGUGAUGAUUGCAAAAUCAGCUUUAAGUAUUUGGCGCCCUUGACCAAACAUCAAAGGCUCCACAAACGCAUGCGUUACUUUUAGGCGAUCCCAACAACCGAUUAUGCGAGUUGAGUACCGCAGGAACCGAUGAUUCCGCAGUGUAGUUGUUGUGUGAAAUAGUUCUAAAUGGAAAAUUUUAAGUUGAAUUAAAAUUGCCCUUGUCUAAGGAA
Ceratitis capitata (Mediterranean fruit fly) is the source of this 2357-nucleotide messenger RNA. RefSeq lists its product as uncharacterized. NCBI's taxonomy places the organism in Eukaryota, Metazoa, Arthropoda, Insecta, Diptera, Tephritidae. The record is from RefSeq and is a predicted model, not a curated record. The transcript has 6 exons. Gene Ontology annotation, molecular function: RNA polymerase II cis-regulatory region sequence-specific DNA binding; DNA-binding transcription factor activity, RNA polymerase II-specific. Bases 277 to 2229 code for a protein of 650 amino acids. Gene Ontology annotation, biological process: regulation of DNA-templated transcription.